Equus caballus (horse) is the source of this 1873-nucleotide messenger RNA. Lineage: Eukaryota; Metazoa; Chordata; Mammalia; Perissodactyla; Equidae. The record is from RefSeq and is a predicted model, not a curated record.
UCUGGAUUUCCAUGGACCCCCUCCCCUCUCUGUGCCCUUCUCUGAGCCCUCCCUGCCCUGGCCCCACCCCUCACCAUUCCUGCCUCUCCCUGUCCUGUCCCUCACACCCUUGGUCCUUGCCCUCUUUGUCAGCUGUCCGUCUCUGCGUCAAGCUCACCAACACCUGGCUUUUCCUGGGCCCCAGGAGCUUGCCCUCCACCCCGUGUGCCCUGCAGGAUGCCGCAGCUGAGCCUGUCCUGGCUGGGACUCGGGCCCGUGGCAGCCUCCCUGUGGCUGUUCCUGCUGCUGGUUGGGGUCUCCUGGCUCCUGGCCCGCAUCCUGGUCUGGACCUACACCUUCUAUGACAUUGUUCGCUGCCUACGAUGCUUUCCACAGCCCCCCAAACGGAACUGGUUCUUGGGUCACCUGGGCCUGAUUCGGAGCUCGGAGGAAGGUCUCCUGUAACAGGGCCUGGCGAGGACCUAUGGGGACGUGUGCUGCUGGUGGAUGGGGCCCUGGCAUGUGGUCAUCCACAUCUUUCACCCUACCUGCAUCAAGCCGGUGCUCUUUGCUCCAGCUGCCAUUGCACCCAAGGACGUGGUCUUCUACAGAUUCCUGAAGCCCUGGCUGGGGGAUGGGCUCCUGCUGAGUGGCGGUGACAAGUGGAGCAGGCACCGCCGCAUGCUGACACCCGCCUUCCACUUCAACAUCCUGAAGUCCUACGUGAGGAUUUUCAAUGACAGUGUGAACAUCAUGCAUGCCAAGUGGAAACGCCUGGCCUCGGAGGGCAGUGCCCAUCUGGACAUGUUUGAGCACAUCAGCCUCAUGACCCUCGACAGUCUGCAGAAAUGUGUCUUCAGUUUUGACAGCAACUGCCAGGAGAAGCCUAGUGAAUACAUUUCUGCCGUCUUGGAGCUCAGCGCCCUUGUGACAAAGCGGAACCAGCAGAUCACCCUGCACAUGGACUCCCUGUACCACCUCAUCCCUGACGGAUGGCGCUUCCAUAGGGCCUGCCGCCUGGUGCACGACUUCACAGAUUCUGUCAUCCAGGAGCGGCGUCGCACCCUCCCCGAUCAGGGUCUUGAUGACCUCCUCAAGGCCAAGGCUAAGGUCAAGACUUUGGACUUCAUCGACGUGCUCCUGCUGGCCAAGGAUGAAGAUGGGAAGGAACUGUCAGAUGAGGACAUCCGAGCUGAAGCUGACACCUUUAUGUUUGCGGGACAUGACACCACAGCCAGCGGCCUCGCCUGGGUCCUGUACAACCUCGCGAGGCACCCGGAGCACCAGGAGCGGUGCCGGCAGGAGGUGCGAGAGCUCCUGAGGGACCGCGAGCCUAAAGAGAUUGAGUGGGACGACCUGGCCCAGUUGCCCUUCCUGACCAUGUGCAUCAAGGAGAGUCUGCGGUUGCAUCCUCCAGUCACUGUCAUCUCCCGACGUUGCACCCAGGACAUUGUGCUCCCAGAUGGCCGGAUCAUCCCCAAAGGUGUUAUCUGCCUCAUCAGUAUUUUCGGGACCCACCACAGCCCAUCCGUGUGGCCAGACCCUGAGGUCUAUGAUCCCUUUCGCUUUGACCCAGAAAACACCAAGGAGACGUCACCUCUGGCUUUUAUUCCCUUCUCAGCGGGGCCCAGGAACUGCAUCGGGCAGACGUUCGCCAUGACGGAGAUGAAGGUGGUCCUGGCGCUCACGCUGCUGCGCUUCCGCGUCCUGCCGGCCGGGGAGGAGCCACGCCGGAAGCCGGAGCUGAUCCUGCGUGCCGAGGGCGGACUGUGGCUGCGGGUGGAGCCGCUGAGCGCGGGCCCCCAGUGACCCGCGGCCUCCCGACCCGGGACCCACCCCGACCCCACACCUCACUGUGCAGAUUCCCAGGAAUAAAUCUGUGCUGUCACCUCUG